UUACUUUCACAUUGUUCGCGUUCCCUUCACGCGCUUCGUGAGGGCUUCGUCUCAGCUUCAGCUAAAGACCAAACAGACAACAGCUGUGUUUGCUUGAAGUAUCAACCUUGAAGCUGAAAAUACGGGACUUUAUCGCUACUUGAAAUUCAGUAAUAGCAUUUUAAAAAGUUACCUGAAACCAUUAAGGAAAUGAAAUAGCUGUCAUUUGGCAUAACCACAGAAACGGGCGAGACGCAAAGGAGAAAUAAUAACAACAUCAAAACCCGGCAAACAAAGAGGUCCCCUUUUCAACGGCAUCAUUUUUCCUCCAUAUUCUAUAGUUAUGAGUCAUGUGGCCGUCGAAAAUGCCCACGGUCUAGAACAGCAGCUCGCUGUCCUAGACUUGAGCGCUGCAGACGGACAAGGUGGCGGCAGUAGCAGGCGAUACAUACCUCCACAUUUAAGGAACAAAGAUGCUUCCAAAAAUGCAGGAAAUGCCUUUGCUGCUGGGCGACAGGGUGGUUACACCAUCGCGCCUGCAGCCAACUACGGCUGGGACGGCACACGCAACAACUUUGUCAACGGCUACCACGACAAUCGCAUGACGGGGAACUCAUUUAACCGUGGCCCGCCUCGCAUGGAGCGGGGAAGAGGUGGCGUUGGAGGUGGUUACCGCAACAACAGGGGUGGAGCCUUCAACCCCAUGAACCCAGCACAGCCAAUGAGCUUUGCUGGGUAUGAAAAUAAAGACGCAGGUGGCUGGAACACUGCCAAGGACACCUAUAGCAGUUUUGGCAAUAACCGUGGAAAGUCUGCUUUCUUCAAUGACAGAGGCAACGCUACCCGAGGAAGGUUUGAGCAUGGAGGCUUUGGUAAUGGAGGAGGGGGAGGAAACAGCCGCUGGGUGGAGGAAUCCAGAGAUGACGGAGACUGGUCCAAGCCAACCCCUCGCAACGAACGUCUUGAACAUGAAUUGUUCUCUGGCAGUAACACUGGGAUUAACUUUGAGAAAUACGAUGACAUUCCUGUUGAGGCCACGGGACAGAACUGCCCUCAGCACAUCGAGAGUUUCCAAGACGUGGACAUGGGUGAGAUUAUCAUGGGUAACAUUGCUCUGAGCCGCUACACCAGACCCACUCCUGUCCAGAAAUACGCCAUUCCUAUUAUUAAAUCAAAGAGAGACCUCAUGGCCUGCGCACAGACAGGUUCUGGGAAAACAGCAGCAUUCCUCUUGCCAGUCCUCAGCCAGAUUUACACUGAUGGACCAGGAGAGGCCCUUAACGCAGCUAAAGCAUCAGGACAGGAGAAUGGAAAGUAUGGCCGUCGCAAGCAGUACCCCAUCUCCCUGGUGCUGGCUCCCACCAGAGAACUGGCACUGCAGAUAUAUGAUGAAGCAAGGAAGUUUUCCUACCGCUCCAGAGUGCGUCCCUGUGUUGUGUAUGGAGGAGCAGACAUUGGCCAGCAGAUCAGAGACCUGGAGAGAGGCUGUCACCUGCUGGUGGCCACUCCAGGAAGACUCGUGGACAUGAUGGAGAGAGGCAAGAUCGGACUGGACUACUGCAACUACCUGGUCCUAGAUGAGGCCGACCGUAUGCUGGACAUGGGCUUUGAACCACAGAUACGGCGCAUCGUCGAACAGGACACCAUGCCUCCUAAAGGCAUCCGACAAACUAUGAUGUUCAGCGCUACGUUUCCCAAAGAAAUCCAGAUCCUAGCUCGGGAUUUCCUGGAGGAUUACAUCUUCCUGGCAGUGGGCAGAGUGGGUUCCACCUCGGAGAACAUCACUCAGAAAGUGGUGUGGGUGGAAGAGAGCGAUAAGAGGUCUUUCCUCUUGGACCUGCUAAGCGCUACAGCCAUCCCAAGUGAGGUACAGGACAGUACUGGAGACAACAUAGAGAAACCUGGUAAGGACUCGUUGACUCUGGUUUUUGUGGAGACCAAGAAAGGCGCAGACGCCUUGGAGGACUUCCUAUAUCGGGAAGGCUACGCCUGCACCAGUAUCCAUGGUGACCGUUCCCAGAGAGAUCGAGAGGAGGCCCUGAACCAGUUCAGAUCGGGAAAAUGUCCCAUCCUGGUUGCUACAGCGGUAGCAGCUCGGGGUUUGGACAUCUCCAACGUGAAACAUGUUAUUAACUUUGACCUGCCAAGCGACAUAGAGGAGUACGUCCACCGCAUUGGACGUACGGGACGAGUAGGAAACCUGGGGCUGGCAACAUCGUUCUUCAAUGACAAAAACGGGAACAUCACUAAAGACCUGCUGGACAUCCUAGUAGAGGCCAAACAGGAAGUUCCCUCAUGGCUCGAGAGCCUGGCCUAUGAACACCAGCACAAGAGUAGUAAUAGAGGGCGCUCUAAGAGGUUCUCUGGCGGGUUUGGAGCACGAGAUUAUCGUCAGACUGCUGCAGGACUCAACGCCGGAGGGUUUGGAGGACGUGGAGGAGGACGCAACCAGGCAGGACAUGGAGGAAACCGUGGCUUUGGAGGAGGCGGCUUCAGCAACUUCUACACCAGCGAUGGCUACGGAGGCAACUACUCACACUCUCAAGUUGACUGGUGGGGCAACUAGGUUUCUCCAUCCCUCCCUCCCUCGCUCAUCCCUCUUUCCUCUUCUCACUCAUCCUCCAUUCUUUCUCCACAUCGACGUCUGCAUCCCAUCUGUCUUGUUACCACCAUUAACCCCAAGAAACCCCCAUGCAUGUUAUUAAACUAUUUAUGCUCAUUUAUGUAGCUUCCAUCCCCAUCCUUCAUGUCUUUUAAGUCGUUUGAACAGUUUUCUUGUGCUUUCUAUGUCCACCUUUUUUUGUUUUGGUAAAUUAACUUUUCUCCUCUUGAAAAAGACCACAUUGUGACGAGAUUCUUGAAUUUUAGUUGUUUACUUUUUAAACACUGGACACAGGCUUACUUGUUAGCUUCCAGCUAGCAGCCACCUUAAGACCAUUUUCCCUCUGUGACACGUGUGUGUGCUGGUAAAAAGACCUGGGUGUUUAAUUCCCUGAGAUUUCAGAGUGUGGGCUUCUUCAAAGAGGGGAAAAUCCUUUCUUUAUUUCCCCCCACUUUAUAUUUGAGUUUGAUUUCACUGUGUUUUUGUCUGCAUUUACACUCCCCGCGUGACCUCAUGUCAUCUUUGUAUUUAACGCACGGCCAUGUUGUAAAUCUCUGGCCAAAAACUUUUCUAAAAUAUAGCUAUAGGCAGGACAUAAAAGCAAACCAUGUCUGCGUAUAAAUUCAAAAAUACUGGCCUUCACGUAUCACACAUUGGAGGCCACAGAAACAAGAAAAUCUUUUUUUUCACCUUUUUUAAAACAUGAAACUUUAUCGAGGUCUGACACAGAUGUCUAACAAAGAGAGACUAGUGGCUGGACAAACUGAAAUGGCAUUGUUGGCCAUUAGCAGUGAGGCUAGCAGACAGUCUUAGGACUUAUGGUUGUUACUGCAAAUAGCAUUUUUUUGUUUGUUCAUUUGUUUAAUUUUAAGAUAAGCGUUUAUGGAGAAUCAUUUGUUUCUGUACUGUGCCUUUAAGAAUUUAAACUUUGUCUCUUAUUUCCAUCGUUUUUAUUGCCAUAAUACGUUAACUGUCCACAAGUAUUGGCCCACGGUGACUAAAAGUGUGUAUUCAAUGUCAUUUGUUGGUUUAAAUGUUUUCUUUAUUUUUAUUUGGAAGGAAGCAAACUAGGCUUGAACUAAAUCAAACCUUGGCAAAAAAAAACAAACUAAACUAAAACUAUGAUGAGGAAACUCAAAGCAUUUCCUUAUCUGUCUAUUAGAGACUGAGCUAAUUCCCCAAAGCAUAUAACCACUGUAAGCAUAUUUGUGGAUUACUUUACUCACUCUGGAUGAGUAAAUAUAAAAUGGGUCAAAAAUUGCAUUAAUCGUACUGUUAAAGUCAAAGAGCCAACGAGCAGGUCCGACCACAGUGGCUGUAUGCUUUUGGGAACCCGAGUCCUACUCAUUGACACUUGUGUCACAUCUAUAGCUCAGCUUUGAGCUUGCAGUUUGGUUUCUCAAAGCCAUCUUGUCACUAAUUGUUGGGUCACUGUGUGCCACUAACAGGGCCAGCAGCAGUCACGUUAUGUUGUUCCUCCCCCUCUUAUUAUCCAGAUAUGUAGCCGUAAAUGUCCAAUUCCUCAUAGCUUGCUAUAAUUUAAAAAAAGCCAAAGUCUGGUGCCACUCGAGUCAUAUUAAAUUACUGUAACCACUACACAGUUUGAAACACCUUUGCUUAGAAAACACUACAUGGCUGCUGCUGAAAACAGUUCCCAGAUUGUGUUGGUGUCUGCGGCCGUUCAGAUGACUCUUAGUGCCAUCAUGCUCUUGGGAAUCUAGCGCUGCUUUUAACCACAAACAUUGAAACCCUUGUUUUGGGAGAAACUUUCUCUCGAGGGGGGAAUACGCAAACUAAAAAGAGGUCCAAAUUUUCUCGCUCACUCUAUCCUGGAGAGUUGCAUGAAGAGUCUUCUCUAAAAGUAGUCAUUCCAGUUAGGUCUUUUAAGCUCUGUUGAAGUCGGGCGUUAAAAGUGAAGAACUGGAUCAUCCUUACGAACUAAUUUCACUGCAGACAGCUGGGGGCUUCCCAAGGAAUGCAAUGCAUCGUAUCUACAGCACAUUUUAGCCACGUGUGCAACUGUGAUCAAGCACAAGAUCACUCAAAAUCGCGCCUCGGUUCAGUUCCUCCUCAUACUACUGCUUUCAGUCAGCAGAUAGUGUUUCUCAGUGUUGAAGUCACUUCCUCGAUGAAAUGUUUACAAAACUAGAUUUCGGCCAACGCGCACAACAGCCGUACACUGGCAGCAUAUGAUUGCUUUCAAAACACUUAACACCCAGCCCACAGAGCUCCCAGAGCUCCCAGAUGGGCCACACUCCUACUUCUUCACACUGAUGCACGUCCACUCUCCAGAGUAGUUUGCUAUCUGGACUGGCAGUCUUGGCAGCUAUUGCAACGUAUUCACCUUCUGCAUGCACGACACGUCCCAGCACGUGCUGCAGAUUAAUAAACAAUGACAGCGUCCCGCCGCGAUUGUCGAAUGCGAAACCCAACUCGGCUCAGCACAGUGAGAAACUGUCAGGGUAAAUUGUGCUUGUGGAAAAGUUGCUACACAGAACUGAUCGCAUGCAUUUAAAUCCUUGGUUAUCCCUACUUGGCUCUGCUUUGCAACCAGGCUUCAAGGGGCCAGUUGACCCAGGAUGUCCAUGUUUCGUCCCUGAUUGAACUUGAAAAGGGAUCUCUGCUGAACAUUUGGAUGGUUCAGUGGUAGAAAUCCAAUCCUCCUCCUACUCCCACCCCCCCAAACUGGGCCAAUUAAGAGCCAAAAAAAGCUCUGUUACUCCAGUGUGGGGGUGGAUUAAUUUAGUUAUGUUUACAUGUAGAACUCAGAUUAAAUGUAAAUAGUUUCAACAGAGAGGAAUCUCCACAGAAAAAGAAUGUGAAGUUAAACAACACUUGGUGUGCAUGAGAGUCACACUUGAUCACUCAACACUGGACCAAGAUUGGUCUGGUGAGCUUAGCACAGUGGGCAGUUUGAACACCGCUGACUAAAGUUCAAAGACAAAAGCUUGUAUUCUUUCAAGAGAAUACACACGUCUAUAUAGAGAUACAUUCACCCAAAUUAAUGCGCACAAGGUGGAUUAACCCUCAAACUGCCCACUGACUCUGACAAAGCAGGACCAAGACUGUAAAACAUAUUCAAGUGUUGUUGUUUUUUGGUCAAGAAGUUUCAAAUGCCAAGCAGAUGAAUCCAAUUCUAUAGCAGGCUUUAAUUAUGUUGCAGUUAUUUAUUUUAUAUCAUAGUUUUUUUUUCCUGCUUUUGAUUUUUUGACUCUUGUAAUCAGUCUUAAGCUCCCUUUCCCUCGGAUUACAUUUGAGGGGGACGUUGGGGAAACUCUGAGUUUAAUAGCAUUUUUUUUUCUUUCUUUUUUUCCUGAUGAGUUUGAAGGAGUUAAAGCAGUUAAAGCAGUUAGCUGGUCAUUUACUAAAUAUACAAAGUAGAUUUUUCCAGAAGCUUUUCUGGUGCUAAAAGACACCAGUCAAAUAUAACUGUACGAUAUCUCACUAAGCCUGGUCUGACUCAAAAUGAGGGGCCAGGAGCAAUGCUGCAUUCAAGGACGGCUGUGAAAUGAUAGAAUUCAGCUGUACUCCUCGAUGUCCACCUGCUCCCUUUUAUGCAUUUACAAAUGAACCAAAAACAGGAAAUUUGAGUUUUUCUUUUCAGCUGCUGUUACAGCACGGGUCAGAUAAACAGUUACUGUCGCACUAAGAGCUGUCACUAAGUUUGAGACUGCAGUCUAACACGGGCUUAAUGACUAUGAGCGGCGGUUGAAUCGGCGAUUCAAAUGUUGACCAGAACUGUCAGAGGUGUCCCAAUAGAUGAUUUCUUUUUCUUUCUUUCUUUUUUUUUUUUUUAAAGCACCCGUUUACUGAUCAGCUUUCUUCUUGAGGUCAUGAAACAUUUGAUUUUCUCCUGCAGACUUCUUGUAAGAGCUGUUGCAAAGUAUUGAAGGAAUGAAAAAACAGGACAGCAAGUUGCUAAUGACAAUCACAGAACUCCCUUCACACACAAGCAGAAGUCUUUAAGUUGCACUUUCACACCUAGAGGUUUUAUUAAAUAGCUGUCUUGCUGGCAUUGUUAUAAAAUCAGCUUCAACCUUUAAAACUCUGUAGGAGGAACUUUACUGACUGAACUGGCAGUCGGAUACUGCUGACUGAUAUUCCCUGUGUGAAAGCAUUUCUUACUUGAAUCAGUGGCUUCUGCCGACCAUAAGCUUAAUGUAGUCCCAUUUGUUUUGUUACCAAUGCUGCAGGCAUGCGGCGUCGCAGGCGAAUCCAUUGAGUGGAUGUGGUUGCGUAGAUGUUGCUGUGCCUUCUGACGAGCGCUUGGCAGCACAUUGAGAAUCCGUUAAAAAAAAUGAAGGAACCGGUGAACCUUUUUAAAUGCAGUGUGACUUGUGAGAGUAAAAAUUCAGUUUACCUCUUGCUUUGUAGAUCAAUCGUGUCAAAUAGUGUUGUUCAUAAAUAUGCAAUGUAUUUCAGUGUUUUUCUAGGGCAGGCUGGUUUUACCUGUCAGUCGUAUUUACCAUUGAGCUGUGUUAGAGCAACACUUAAAUACCACUGUGCCCCCAAAUUCCUGUGUGGAGGGGGGGGGAGAAACCCUCUGAACUUUUACCCCAAGUGCAAUAGAGUUCAGUUACUUGUGGCUUGCUUUCGCUGUGUGGUCACCACGAUUCUCUGCAUGAGUUUUCUGCUCGAGUCCAAACUGGCACAUGUGAAAUGAGCCCAGAGUUUUACGUGUGAACGGUGCCUUUUGAAGUGGCCGAAUCACUAAAGACUGAAAUUUGUUGGUUAGGGCUGGGUAUUUCAAACUAUUGCAGAAAUUUUUAUUAUUUUCUUUUAAGUGUAGGAAUGUUUGCUUGGUCAGAUGCUGUAAUGAUGCAGGGGUAAAAAAAUGAUAACUUUAUGUAAAUGCUUAAGAGCUGUUGACUCAGAACAAUUCAGGCACACAUUUUUUACUGACUGACAACUGAUUCCCGGUGCUAAAACUUGGACAUGUUGCCGUUUUGUGCCGCUAACGUUACGUUUUUGAGAAAAUAUGAGCAUCAGGGCAUUAUGAAUAGGAAUGUAGAUCAGGCACUUUAUCUACUGCGUUGGUCCUCACAAUUUCGAUUUCUGAAAGACUUCAUUUUUUUGGCAAAAUACCGCAAAACUCUUUGUCUGCUAAUUAGCAAAUGCUACCUUGGUAACAUGCUUAUGUAAGAUGGUAAACAGUGCUACCGUUACAUGCUAACUGAUCAUCAGUGUCUUGCUAGUGUCACUGCAUGUACCUGUAACUAUCACACACACUUUCAGCAGUAAACAAAGUUUAAGAAAAAACACAAAAGUUUGUGUCAUGCAGAAAAUGCUUAGUUUACUUCCUGCGAAACUGAUCCAGCACUUUAGUUCUUUUUGUUUUUUUAUUUCCCAAAACCUUCUGAUGCCUUAAAUGAAGGGUGAUACCCAGCCCUAAUGGAGCUGAUAGCAAACUUACCUGUGAUACAGACAGCACUGAUGGUCAGAGAACAAUUAAUGGUGCUAUGCUUCCAUUGCUGCGGCCUGCAGGGCCCCCUCCGUUAUAGAAAGACCACUGAGUUUUACACAAAAGACUUUGCUUAAUCUUCAACAAAAGUCUUCUGUAGCACAUGUCCUUUAAUCCUAAAGAGGUACGACUGAGAGUGAGUGUGAAGGCAGUGUAGAGGUGUUAAAUAAGAAGUAAGUGUGUGUGUGUGUGUGUGUGUGUGUGUGUGUGUGCAAAGGUUCUUUGAGAAUUUUUGUUUUUAAGUUUUGUUUUGUUUUGUUUUUGGGACCAGGUGGAGUUCUAGUUAACAGCAAAGGUAGGAUUCAGCUGUUUGCACACAGAGUUCUUGAGUCUACUUUCACUGCAAGUUUGUGUAAUUUAUCAAGCAUUUUUGAGAAAUAUUUAUUUUUCUAUGCCUAAUACAAAAGCUGAUAUUUUACAAAGUGACUUGACCAAAAGACAGUAAACAAAAACACUGGCACUUGAAUGUUGAAUGUCAUUGGUAUGAGUGAAAAAUUUCUAUUUUUCUGGGGUAGUGUGAGCUUUUUAAUGUUAAAGAUGCGACGUGGGGGAGCGUUUCUCCGUCAGCGUGUCACCAUAGCAAGGCUGGGUUUCAACAGUGGUUGUAAUUUUCAAAAAUCACCUGCAUUUCAUAAAUACAGAUGCAUAUAUUUUGUGUAAGGCCAGUAAAAAAAACAAAACAAAAAAACAACAAAAAACCCCUAAAACCUAGCUCCUUUGCUGUGUGCACAUCUUUUCUUUUUUAACUGGGCAGUUUUUGCAGCCACGGUUCGUUCUUACAUUCUUUUUUUUUUUUUUUUUUUAAUUGUAAGAAUGAAACUGGAUUUUAUCAGGCAAAUCUGUCCCAUGUAUCUGAUCCUCAAGUCCCACUUUGAAGUCUUAAUAUUGGCAUCUUCACUUUUACUGUCUUGAUUUAAAAUGAAACAAAACAAACAAAAAACCAGAUCUGACUGGGACUACUUACUCAUUGGCUAAAAGUUUUUGAAUUAUUACCAUUGGGUGUACCAUAGAUAUUCCUUUUUGAAGCAUAUUACGACCCAAGAUUUACAAAAUAGACUUAAAAAAAUUAAAAACCGAAUGAGUGACUUAGCCAAUAACUCAGCAGGAAACUGUUCUUUUAGCAAGCACAGCUAUCGCCAUCUGGUGGUCUUCAGAUAGAAUGCAGGUUUUAGGCACUUCUGUCUUGGGCGUAGCUAUUGAGUCAGACAAAUUAAUCUGUUUUAUACCUUCUAUGAUCAGCUUGUUUAAAAACCUCUGAAAGCCGGGGGUUCUCUGGGGGUGGAGGUACUCGCAGUGCUUCCUGGUUAUCGGCCAUGCUAGCAUCAGCAGUCCAUGACUUAGUCUAUACCUAAAUAACUCAAAAAAUAACCUUCAUUAUCACUUGUUUUCAUCCUGUAUCACUUUUGCCCAUUGGUUUAUACAUUUUUAGCACGCUAGCACUUACCCUACCUUUUAGCGCUAGCCAUCAUUCUAUGUGGCCUAAAAUCUGCUGAAUCUACGCAAUGUCUAUGAUUUUAUUUUUGGCAGUAUUCAUGCUGUCAUUCCCGAAAAUUCCGAUUUCAACAAAAUAGUCCAGUCAGUUCUGGCAAUUAGUUUAAAGAUGCCACAGCAUCCCUGCAUAAAGCUCAACACCAGUGUUUUCCAGCACUACAGUACUCUUCUCCCAACUGAAACCUCCAACUUCAGGUCUUCUGUUAAUGUGUAAAGAUGUGCAUGUGGUGUAACAUGAAGGUACGAGGUGUACCACAGAUUGUUGAUUACAGCCGAUGUGAUGGCGACACGUUACGAGAAACAGCCUCCACUGGUUACCUUUAAAGUCACAUUGGACUCAGUAUCACAUCCGCAAACCUGUUUAUGCGACAGGCUUCAUUGCCAAUAAUAAUCAACCAUAAACAGCCAUUUUUAAUCGGCGAACAAAUUGAGAAAAUACCACCGUAAAUGCCAAGGUUUGGAUUAAAAAAUAACAAGUUAACGAUCAAAGACCAUUUUGUAAAAAACGACAAAAACAUGCAGUACAAAAAAAAGUGUCCAGAUUUUCUCCAAGUCGUUUUAUUUUUCCUUUUCUUUGUUGAAUCUUUACACUUUUCCUUCUCGUUAAUACCCUUGUUGUGAAUGUCUGGCAAAAACAAGUGGCGAUCUUUAAAGUCUUCAUAACACAGACUUAACUGUGGUUCUAUUGCUCCGUUGUUGUGGUUUGCAUCUUUUCAGGCGUCGGUGUGUUAGAGCUGUCACAGGGGUGUUUCUGGCCAAUCAGAAAUGGGGAUUUAUUUAUUUUUUUCCCCCUUCUUGCAGCUGAUCAGUAUUUAUCUGACCUGCAGGAGAGACAGAGUAAUAUAACGGACAUUUGUACUGUUGGUCCUCUAAGCACAGACCCACUGUAGUUACACAGGGACCGAUUGAUUUGUCCAAAGACUGUAGCCUCAGCAAUCACUGACGCAUAUCAGACGUAGGUGAACCAUUACUUUACAGCCUUUUGUAUGCACAAACUACAUUUUGCAACAAAGUAAUUGUAUUUUUUGUCAGGGUGUCGUGAAAGACACACAAAAACAAAACACUUUGUGGCUUUAUUUCAAGUUCAGUUUGUUAAAGUGAUCUGAAAUUCACAGAUGCUGAGGUGCAUUUAGGAACGAUUGCUGUUCUCUUAGCGAGCGAACUGAAAUGAAAUGAAGCCCAGUGCUGUCGUCAUUACUGAAUGGCCAGACCCCACAGUGUGGACGGGCAGCUGCACCGGCCUGGUAGUUAGUAUUUGCUUAUGUAUUAGUUUAGCAGAUGUGCACGAAGAGCACUGCACGAAGAAAAACAAAACUGUGCAAAUAUUCUGAUUUUACCACAAAUAAAGGUUUGGAUUUGCAGAUGUAA
Messenger RNA from Oreochromis niloticus (Nile tilapia), 10901 nucleotides. RefSeq names its product ATP-dependent RNA helicase DDX3X. The transcript is spliced from 20 exons. The record is from RefSeq and is a predicted model, not a curated record. The coding region runs from base 323 to 2545 and encodes 740 amino acids. Lineage: Eukaryota; Metazoa; Chordata; Actinopteri; Cichliformes; Cichlidae. Gene Ontology annotation, molecular function: nucleic acid binding; RNA helicase activity; ATP binding.